Paramecium sonneborni is the source of this 1821-nucleotide messenger RNA. NCBI's taxonomy places the organism in Eukaryota, Ciliophora, Oligohymenophorea, Peniculida, Parameciidae. The record is from the annotation of a GenBank genome assembly.
AUGGCCUUAUUAAAGGACGAUACUGCAUUCACACAUGUAAUAGCAAUAGAUUUUGGGACAGGAGCAUCAGGGUAUAAAUAAAUUAAAUUUAGAUUUGGAUUAGCUCCAAAAGUUUUAGACAAAGAAGGUAAACCAAGAAUUGAGGUAUUUAAUCCUUGUGAUGAUUCAGAUGAUUAAAAAACUCCAACUGCAAUAUUAUUUGAUAAUAAUGGUUAAUUUAUUGAAUUUGGAUCUUAAGCAUUAUAAAAAUAUGCUAGUUUAUUAGAUGAUGGAGAUACAGCUUAUUUAUUUUAAAAUGUAGUUUAAGAUGUAAAUUUAUUAGUAUAAAAUGCAUUUAUAUCAUAUGCACAAUAAUGCUAGAUCAUUAGACAAUAGAGAAUUACCAUUAAUGUUAUUAAUUAAGGAGACUCUCAAGUAUAUAAGCAAUAAAGCAAUACAAAAAUUAAAGGAAUAAGUAGGGAAAGUGAUAUCAACAAAAAUUAGAUGGGUUUUGACUGUUCCAGCCUUAUGGAGUGAAGAACAUAAAUAAUUUAUGAGAAAAGCAGCAGUAGAAGCAGGAAUUGUUGAAAAUCUUAAUUCUUCAAAUUUAUUAUUAUGUUUAGAACCAGAAGGAGCAUCAAUUUAGUGUAGAGAAGAUGCUGAAUAAACAUUAAAAGAAUAAAUGGCAAAAAAUUCUGUAGUUAUGGUACUUGAUUGUGGUGGUGGCACAGUUGAUAUUACAGUUCAUAAGUUAUUAUGUGAAUCUAAUGAAAAGUUUUUAUGUAAUGAACUGAUUCCAUCUUCAGGAGGAUGUGAAUGGGGAUCAAAAUAUGUAGAUUUAUAUUUUGAAGAAUUUUUAAAAGAAUUUUUAGGAGAUAAAUUAUUUGAAUGUUAUUAAUAGAAUGCAAUAGCAAGAUUAGAUAUAUUAAGAGAUUUUGAAAUUUUAAAAAGAAAAUUUAAAGGAAAUAAGGAUGAAAGAUGUAUGAUAAAAUUUUCAUAUUUGGGUGAUGAUUUAAAUACUGCAAAAUUGACAUAAUUAGUUAAGGAGCAUAAUUAAAAACAUGCUGCAGAAUAUUAAGUUAAAUUAAAAGGUCUUUCUAAUGUAGAAAUACCUUCAGCUUUAAUGGGAUCAUUUUUUUAGACUUUAUUUGAGAAUAUAAAAAAUAAAGUAGGUUAAUUAUUACAGUAAGUUGAAUAGAAAAAAGAGAAAGUGAAUUUUAUAUUUAUGGUAGGUGGAUUUAGUGAAUCUCCAUAUUUGAAAUCUGAAAUAAUAAAAAGAUUUGAAAAUAAUGCAAUUUAAAUAUUAGUUCCUAGACGUCCUUAAGUAUCUGUAAUAAGAGGAGCAUGUUUAUUUGGUUUAAGUCCAAGAUCAAUAACAAGUAGAAUAGCCAAAAAGACUUAUGGAAUCAACACAUUAACAACUUUUGAUGCAGAAAGACAUCCUAUAAAAAAAAAAGUAAUUAUUGAAGGAGAGGAAUUUAGUGAAGAUGUAUUUGAUGCUUUUGUAAGAAAAGGAGAUGCUGUUGGGUAUUAUUAUAAUAAUAAUUAUUUAGUUGUGAUGAAGUACAUACAAAAAUAUAUUGUCCAGUUAGAUCAAGAUAGACUAUAAUGAGGAUAAUCUUUUAUGUAACUGAGAAAAGAGAGGUUGAAUUUGUUGAUGAAUAAGGUGUAUAAUAAUUAGGAGAAUUGUGUAUUGAUAUUGGAAAACCACUUUAAUCUGUUGAAGAUAAAACUGUUAAAGUUACACUUCUUUUUGGUAAUACUUGUAUUUAUGCUACUGCUACCAAUAAAGAUGGAACUGAAAUUAAAAAUUGUGAAUUCAAAUUCGAAUGUGGAUAAUGA